UGGGAACUCCCCCUUCAGCACCCUGGAGAGCGCCGAGCCGACCGCUUUAGUACUUGAGUGAAGUCGCAGGCUGCCGGGCUCACAGUCAGGUCAUCCGACGCCGCUAGACACUUUUCAUAUUUUUUCAUAUUUGUCUUUUCCCGGCCCUCGCUUCCACCUCAGCACGAGCUCAUCGAACGCGGAAUCAAAGAGCAACUUGAUGAAUAUUCAAAGGGUUGCGUCUACGGCGGCUGACCAAAGGAGACGGCUCGACGGGCGUCCUUUUUAACAACACUUCCAGCUGCUCAACUCACCUUCGACAGGAUAACAUCUCCAGGACAGUGCGGGUUUUGAAUCCACACCUCCAUACGGCAGUAUCGUGGGGGUUCGUGGGGGAGGGGGGUUCGCACGCGUUUCGGCGCAGCUUUCUUCCUUUGGAACAACGGGAAAUCUUCGAAAUGUUGCUUGAGCACCCGGGGUCAAGCUGUCAAAACGCCGGAAAUUUCUCCCGGUACAAUUCAGGCCAAGAAAUCCCAUUAUGUGCAGGCUGCAAUCAACACAUCGUGGACCGCUUCAUCCUCAAGGUGCUGGAUCGCCACUGGCACAGCAAGUGCCUCAAAUGCAACGACUGCCAGGCGCAAUUGUCUGAGAAGUGCUUCAGCAGGGGCGACAGCGUCUACUGCAAAGAAGAUUUCUUUAAGAGAUUCGGGACCAAAUGCGCAGCCUGUCAGCAGGGAAUCCCGCCCACGCAGGUGGUGAGGAGAGCGCAGGACUUUGUGUACCACCUGCACUGCUUUGCCUGCAUCGUGUGCAAAAGGCAACUGGCUACAGGGGACGAGUACUAUCUGAUGGAGGACAGCAGGCUGGUGUGCAAGGCCGACUACGAGACCGCCAAACAGAGAGAGGCUGACUCGACCGCAAAAAGGCCCCGAACCACCAUCACUGCUAAACAGCUGGAAACGCUGAAGAACGCCUACAACAACUCCCCCAAACCUGCACGCCACGUCCGGGAGCAGCUGUCCUCGGAGACGGGCCUGGACAUGCGGGUUGUGCAGGUCUGGUUUCAGAAUAGGCGAGCUAAAGAGAAAAGGCUGAAGAAAGACGCCGGCCGGCAGAGGUGGGGGCAGUAUUUCCGCAACAUGAAGAGGUCGCGAGGGAGCUCCAAAUCCGACAAGGACAGCAUUCAGGAGGAGGGCAUGGACAGUGACGCCGAGGUGUCAUUUACAGACGAACCACCCAUGUCAGAGCUCGGCCUCACCAAUGGCAUCUACAGCAGCCUGAGCGAGUCCUCUCCGGUGAUGGGGGGCCGCCAAGGGGGCAACAACCACGGCUCCUUCCCCCUGGAGCACGGCGGUCUUCCCCCUCAAGACCAGUUCCGCGACAUCCGCUCCAACAGCCCCUACGGCCUCCCUCAGUCGCCGGGGUCGCUCCAGGCGCUACCCAGACACCAGCCUCUCAUCUCCAGCUUGGUCUACCCCGACUCCGCCCUCUCCAUCAUGAGCCAGGGCGGCGGGCCCGGGGUCAACCCCGGCGCCAGGGGCUCCAUGAGCGCCGCCAACGGCCCCAGCUCGGACCUGUCGACCGGCAGCAGCGGAGGGUAUCCGGACUUUCCGACCAGUCCUGCGUCCUGGUUGGAUGAGGUGGACCACGCGCAGUUUUGAUUGGCCAAGACAAGAGAUUUGAAUUUUUUUUCCAGGGCGUGGGGGAGGUUUUGGAUUUUGGGGAUUUGAAAUUAGUCACAAAUGACAGUGAUUGAGCGAAAGGCAGAGGCCGCUGUCCUUGGAUCUCACAGAUCUGGGAUCUGGACGGAAGGAGGUGGUGAAAAUGUCCUUUAUUAUAAGCACUAGACCGAACAACUUGGGUCAAAUUGUCCUCCAGUCGGAAAAAAGUGUACGUAAAGUAAGAACUGUGUCUAAAGAUGUUCAAUUUCCAGGUACCACUAUAAGCUUUUUAAAACAUGGAGACUCAAUCAUUUGGAUUUUCAAAUUCUCCCCCACUGUUUGGUCAUCUCUUUGUUUUCUACAGUGUUCAGAAUCCAGAUUCUUUAAAUGUUUGGUUGUUGCCAAAUGUCUAUAUAUAUGUAUAUAUAUUUAUAUAUACAUACAUAUACACAUACAUAGAAAUGUAUGUAUAUGUUUAUAAUGGUUCAUCAUUGUGGAGACUUUAUUUUUAUACAAACCCCUUCCCGGACAAAUAUGAGAACCAGAUAUGAGGACUUUGUACAUUCUAAAACAGGGAAAUAGGCAAAAAUGUAGAUGUUGUCUUAAAUGGCACAUAGGGUUCCAAUUACUUCUAUGCAUUCGUGUGUUCUCAGAUGUAUCUUGUUCGUUUUGUUCUCCCAAAAACAACCCCAGGACGAACUCGCUGUAGCACCCGGGGUCUGAUGUACAUGUUUGUUUAUGUGGAAAUGUUUUAUGUCUUAUUUAUUCCUUCUGGUCAUGAUGACGAUGAUUCCUGAUUAAAUGACAGGACUUUAAUAAAUUUGU
Molecule: messenger RNA, 2465 nt
Organism: Pungitius pungitius (ninespine stickleback)
Lineage: Eukaryota; Metazoa; Chordata; Actinopteri; Perciformes; Gasterosteidae
Gene: lhx3
Product: LIM homeobox 3
Exons: 6
Coding region: 438-1640 (400 amino acids)
Biological process (GO): neuron differentiation; regulation of transcription by RNA polymerase II
Cellular component (GO): nucleus
Molecular function (GO): zinc ion binding; RNA polymerase II transcription regulatory region sequence-specific DNA binding; DNA-binding transcription factor activity, RNA polymerase II-specific
Source: RefSeq, a predicted model, not a curated record